Molecule: messenger RNA, 1061 nt
Organism: Odontomachus brunneus
Lineage: Eukaryota; Metazoa; Arthropoda; Insecta; Hymenoptera; Formicidae
Product: thioredoxin domain-containing protein 17-like
Exons: 4
Coding region: 492-872 (126 amino acids)
Cellular component (GO): cytosol
Molecular function (GO): protein-disulfide reductase [NAD(P)H] activity
Source: RefSeq, a predicted model, not a curated record
AUUUUAUGAUUAAACUUGCGCAGUAAAACUUACGUAUACUAUGUUAAGCAACUAUUUUAAGAAUAAGGGGUUCGAUUCUCUAACUAGUUGCGUAUACGUAAGUUUUACUGCGCAGGUUUAAUCAUACCAUAAAAUAGCUACGCAAUAAAACUACCGUAUACGCAACUAGUUAGAGAAUUGAGCCCCAGACCUGUAACCAAAGAGAGAGAGAGAGAGAGAGAGAGAGAGAUGAAAUGACGCAUAGCGCUAAAUACAGCUGAUAACGUGCUGAUAACUGGGUGCGUUAAGCGAACUCAACAGUUGCACAACAGUUGAGCAAUUCGUCAAUAUAAUUGGUCUAGAUUUAGGGAUCUAACAGUAAGAACUAAUAAUCGCUAAUUGUUCAUUGAGUGCUUUUUCCGCUGAACGCACCUACUCAUAACUGAAGCUUACAUAUCUAUCAUUUGUCCUUCCUAGUACUCAAAAGAAUCAGUGAUCGUGCUUCGUUAAAAAUGAUUCGACAUCAUCAUGUGCAGGGCUAUGAAAACUUUCUUAAAUAUGUUGAGGACUUGAAGAAAGAGCAGCCAAUUUAUAUUCUUUAUACCGGUUCGAAGUUGGACAACGGUAAAAGUUGGUGUCCAGAUUGUGUAGAAGCCGAACCAUAUAUUGAAAAAGGUUUUGAAAGAGCAUCUAAAGAAACACAAUUAGUGAUAGUCGAAGUUGGAGACAGGCCAUUUUGGAAAGAUCUGAAUUGCCCAUUCAGAAUAAAUCCUGUUACUAAGUUAAAAGUUUUGCCAACUUUGUCUAAGUGGGGCACUCAAAAACGUUUAGAAGGCAAUCAGUUGCUGAAACCUGAGCUUAUCGACAUGUUACUUACAGAUGAAGAUGAUUAACUUGUACAUGGAAUUCUAAUUGCGAGGAAUUAUGACGAACACAUUUUGAUGCGAAAUCAGGAUCUGUAAUAACAAUUACUUUAUAUAUAUAUAUAUAUAUAUAUCUGUAUACUUCUUUGAAUAUAAAUUACAUUAUACUGUAUUCAGCGAAAAUAAUUGAUUUAAUUAAAUAUUUAAUUAUUAAACUUA